This is a messenger RNA of Fusarium vanettenii 77-13-4, 894 nucleotides long. RefSeq lists its product as uncharacterized. Bases 1 to 894 code for a protein of 297 amino acids. NCBI's taxonomy places the organism in Eukaryota, Fungi, Ascomycota, Sordariomycetes, Hypocreales, Nectriaceae. The transcript has 5 exons. The record is from RefSeq and is a predicted model, not a curated record.
AUGGUCAAGAUUGCUAUCGCAGGCGGCACUGGAAACCUCGGCCGAGAGGAUACUCCUUCUGACGGGUCUCUGUCGGGCGUGAAAUGGAUCAAGGCAGACUAUCAAGACCCAACCCAACUGAAGGGUGUGCUACAGGGCGUCGAUACUGUCCUCUCCUUCAUCGUCGCACACUUGGAUGCGGGUGGAGUGGCUCAAAAGAAUCUCAUUGACGCAUGCGUUGCAGCCGGGGUUAGAAGGUUCGCCCCUAGCGAAUGGUUCUCGUCGAGUUUUGAGAAUUUUCCAUGGUAUGAAACCAAGGGCAUAGUCCGCGAGUAUCUCGAGACACUUAACAAGCACGAAAAAGUCCUCGAGUACUCGCUUUUCCAGCCAGGACUCUUUCUAGACGAGCUAGUCUUCCCUUACAGGUCCGCCAAAUAUGUCAUUCCUCUGGAGUACACCAUUAGCUUUGAGAAGCGGCGAGCACUCAUCCUAGAGGGAAGCGAAGACGCCCGAAUCUCCCUCACCACGGUUCAGGACAUUGUUCAGGUUGUCGCCAGAGCUGUCGACUACGAGGGCGUCUGGCCGGUGGUAGGAGGUAUCCGGGGCAACAGCAUCACGAUUGGACAGCUCAUCGCCCUUGGAGAAAAGAUCCGCGGUCCGUUCAAAGUUGAAAAGCUCCGGGCUGAAGACCUCAAGGCUGGAAUCGUCAAGAGUGAUUGGAAGCUCAAGAUCGAGCACCCUGCUAUCGGACCAGAAAAUGCCGACGCUUGGGGGGAAAUGGUUUCUCGCUACAUGCUUUUAGCCCUUGGCGCCGGCGAAGUUGACUGCUCUGAUGAAUGGAACCAGUUGUUGCCUGACUAUAAGUUUACUCAGGCAGAGGAGUUCUUGGCGAAGUGGUGGGAUGGUAAGCCGUAA